This is a messenger RNA of Brachypodium distachyon (stiff brome), 4388 nucleotides long. RefSeq names its product F-box protein At3g54460. The record is from RefSeq and is a predicted model, not a curated record. The transcript has 8 exons. Lineage: Eukaryota; Viridiplantae; Streptophyta; Magnoliopsida; Poales; Poaceae. The coding region runs from base 239 to 4159 and encodes 1306 amino acids. Gene Ontology annotation, molecular function: ATP binding; zinc ion binding; ATP-dependent chromatin remodeler activity.
CUUCCUUCCUUUUCCUUCCAUUGUGCCCCCGAACCCUCAUCCGCCUCCGCCUCCGCCUCCGCCUCCGCCUCCGCCUCGUCGUCCUCCUCUCCUCCGUUCGGAUCAAACUAGCCAACGAAAUCCCCCGGCGGGCGGCGAGCCGGCGCCGUAGACCAUCCCCCGAUGGGAGAUCGCGAGCCCUGGCACUGACACCUUCCAGCGGCAGCCCUAAUUGACUGUUUAACCCGGUCCGCCCACCAUGGGCGACGACGGCGGCGGAACCGUGCGCCGAAGGCUGGCAGGGUACCUCCGCGCGGUGCUCUCCGUCCCCGCCGCCGACGCGGGAUCCCUCCGCCCGCUCUCCCCCUGCUCCCUCUCCGCCUGCGGCGCCGUGCCCCUCGCGCCGCUCACCGACAGCGGCGGCGGCCGCGGGGGGAACCGCACCGCCCCGCGGGGGUCGGCCAGGUGGAGGGCGUGCGGCGGCGGGGGGAGCAGCGUCGUGCGGCAGCUGAAGUCGCUCGUGGCGCAGCGGUGUGUGGAGGUGGAAGGCAGGGUGCUGAGGGUGAUGGCGAGGAGAGGGGAAGGGGGGGAGGUGGUGGAGGCGAGGGCGGUGGUGCUGGUCGACGUGUACCUGCCCGCCGCCGCCUGGUCUGGGUGGCAGUUCCCGCGUCACCGCGCCUCCGCUGCCGUCGCGGUGUUCAAGCACCUCAGUUGUAAAUGGGAUGCUAGGAAUGCUUUAGUUGAUUUUGACUGGAGUUCUCAUGACAAUCCACACUGUGAUGACCAGUAUACUUGGAGCUGCACUGAUUGCCAUGUCCUUGGUUGUGAGAUUCAUCAGAGAUCGUCUAUAUCAAAUAACGAGAAGUCAUUUGACCUGCAUGAAAUCUUCAAAGUUCUCCCUAGUGUUAGGGUGGAGAAGGGGAUGCAGAUAACAAGAAUAAUACCAGAUAAUAUAUUGGAUAAUGCACCGGGACUCGGUAUCUGGUCUCUUCCUGAUGAUAUAUUGAAUAAAGUAAUAAAUCGGCUUAAACCUAGAGAUUUGAUAAGGGUGGCAUCUACUUGUCAUCAUCUAAGGGCUCUUGCUUCCUCUAUUAUGCCUUGCAUGAAGCUUAAGCUUUUUCCUCAUCAAGAGGCGGCUGUUGAAUGGAUGUUGAAGCGAGAGCAGAACUCAGAGCCCCUACCACAUCCUCUAUGCAAGGAUUUCUGUACUGAUGAUGGUUUACGUUUCUACAUAAAUGUUACCUCUGGUGAAAUAUUUACUGGAAAUGCUCCAACCAUAAAUGAUUUCGGUGGUGGUAUGUUCUGUGAUGAACCUGGAUUAGGCAAGACAGUAACUGCGUUAUCUCUUAUUCUCAAAACACAUGGAACAUUAGCAAACCCUCCGAAAGGGGUGGAUGUAAAGUGGUGCACGCAUAAACCAGAUAAAAAAUAUGGAUACUAUGAAUUCAGUGCCAGCGACAGUUCUAAUAGAACCGAUUUUGUAUCUGGAACAGAGAGGCUUGCGGGGAAGGAUGAUGUUAUCAGAGAAGAUCCGUCCUCAAGUGACUUAUCACAUAAUGGUGGUUCUGUUCCCAGUACACGAUCAUCAAGAAAGAGAGGCAGGUUAGUCGGACCUGAUCUAACUUCGGUCAACAUGCAUGUUAUGGGUGAGAAGUCACCCGAACCAUGCAACUCGCUUCCAAUGCCAGCUACUCAAGUACUAAAGUUCAAGAAAAACUCGAAAAAUGUUAGGAAAAACCUCAUGAAUGCGUACAGCAAAGAUUCUGUUGGCAGUAAAAGGAAAAGAGGCACCGCAUUGGAGUUUAAUGACACAUGGGUGCAGUGCGAUGGGUGCAGAAAGUGGCGGAGGUUAUCAGACAAAACUGAUCUUGAUUCUACCACAGCAUGGUUUUGCAGUAUGAAUGCAGAUGCUGCACGGAAGACAUGCACUGCUCCAGAGGAAUCGUGGGAUUCCAAGGGAAAGAUAACCUAUUUGCCAGGAUUUCACAAGAAAGAUGCAUUACCAGGAGACGAGCAGAAUGUAUCUUUUUUCACAAACAUAUUGAAAGAUAAUGUUUCUUCGAUCAACUCAGAAACCAAGAAGGCCUUAUCAUGGUUGGCGCAACUUUCUCUCAAGAAACAUGUCGAGAUGGAAUCAGUUGGUGUGACACGCCCAGUUCUAGAUGCACGUGCAACCAUAGGCAAGGGGGCCCGCCCGUAUUACAAGAUAUUUCAAGCAUUUGGCCUUGUGAGGAAGAUCGAGAAAGGUGUAACUCGGUGGUAUUAUCCAUCAAUGCUUGACGAAUUGGCCUUUGAUUCAACCGCGCUUGGAAUUGCUCUUGAAAACCCUCUGGAUAUAGUAAGGUUUUAUUUAUCUAGGGCCACCUUGAUAGUUGUGCCUGCUAAUCUAAUUGAUCACUGGACAACACAAAUACAAAGGCAUGUUUCCUCGGAUACGCUUAAUGUUUAUGCAUGGGGAGAUCACAAGAAGCCGUCUGCUCACAUCCUUGCUUGGGACUACGACAUUGUCAUAACCACAUUUAACAGAUUAAGUGCGGAAUGGGGUCCACAGAAGAGAAGUGUUUUAAAGCAGAUCCAUUGGUAUAGAGUAAUAUUAGAUGAAGGACACACAUUAGGUUCCAGUCUAGCCCUGACAAAUAAAUUUCAGAUGGCUGUCUCUUUGGUUGCUUCAAACAGGUGGAUUUUAACUGGUACGCCUACACCAAACACACCGACUAGUCAGGUUGCUCAUCUUCACCCCAUGCUUAAGUUUCUUCAUGAGGAAGUUUACGGUCAAGACCACCAGUCAUGGGACACUGGAAUUCACAGGCCAUUUGAGGCUCAAAUGGAAGAGGGGCGCAUUCGUCUUGUGCAGCUACUUCAGAGGACUAUGAUUAGUGCACGAAAAGCUAAUCUUAGAAACAUACCUCCUUGCAUAAAAAAUAUAACUUUUGUAGACUUCAGUGAGGGGCAUGCGAAAAGUUACAAUGAAUUGGUUGUUACUAUUCGCCGGAAUAUAUUGAUGGCUGAUUGGAACGACCCUUCUCACGUAGAAUCACUUCUGAAUCCCAAGCAGUGGAAAUUCCGUGCUACUACCAUAAGGAAUGUCCGCUUGUCUUGUUGUGUUGCCGGGCAUAUUAAAGUAGAAGAGGCUGGUCAGGAUAUACAGGAAACCAUGGAUGACUUGAUGAAAUUGGGUCUUGAUCCUUCUUCAGAGGAAUAUCAAUCGAUAAGAUAUGCUCUUUUAAAUGGCACUGAUUGUAUCAGGUGUGGAGAUUGGUGCCGCUUGCCUGUUAUAACACCUUGUCAGCAUCUGCUGUGCCAUGAUUGUGUAGCUCUGGAUAGUGAAAAGUGCAUCAAAUGUGGCAACAAUUAUGAGAUGCAGUCUCCCGAAACUCUUGCACGGCCAGAAAAUCCAAAUCCAAAAUGGCCUGUGCCAAAGGAUCUGAUUGAGUUGCAGCCUUCAUAUAAACAGGAUGACUGGGAUCCAGAUUGGCAAUCAACGACUAGCAGUAAAGUUGCUUAUUUGGUCGAUAAGUUGAGAAGUUUACGAGAAGCGAACAUAAAACAUAGGCACUCCACUAACAUAACCAAUGGUGCUGGUCUUGCUAUUGAAUCGUCUUACCAAGAUGAUAAUAAUGUGGAAGUCAGGCUACCACAGGCAAUGUCUCACAAAGUAAUAAUAUUUUCUCAAUUUCUGGAGCAUAUUCAUGUGAUUGAGCAACAGCUGACGAUUGCUGGCAUAACAUAUGCUGGAAUGUACAGUCCCAUGCCUUUAAGCACUAAGAGAAAUGCAUUGACAAAGUUUCAAGAUGAUCCAACAUGCAUGGCUUUACUCAUGGAUGGAACUGCAGCACUGGGCCUUGAUUUGAGUUUUGUUAAUCAUGUUUUCCUGAUGGAACCAAUAUGGGAUAGGAGUAUGGAGGAACAAGUUAUCAGUCGUGCUCAUCGAAUGGGGGCUACUUGUCCCAUAAAUGUUGAAACUUUGGCUAUGCGUGGUACCAUCGAGGAGCAAAUGCUAAAACUUCUACAGGAUUCUAGUGCUUGCAGAAACAUCGUUAAUAAAGGAGCAAGCAGCACUGAAAAUGAAGGGGCUCGGCCUCACCGAAGUCUACAUGAUUUCGCCGAGAGCAGCUACCUGGCGAAACUCAGCUUUGUGAAAGGUUCUAACAAGGCAUGCGCCGAUGCUAACACAAGCUGAUUUGUCCCUCAAAACUUAUUUUUCUUCUUCUUUUCUGUUUCUUUUGAGACAGGUCUUUCAAUUCAUUAUUUUGUACUGUACAAAAAUAAAUAGAACUCCCAUGGUCACAAAUUUCAUUGCCCACAAAUGUUUCUGUUGAACCUAUGUUCAUUUUUCCUUGAAACAGAACGUGACCUUGUUAUUAUUUGCCCAUACGGACACCAUGUAGUCGGUUUUGACGAUAUGCUAA